Lates calcarifer (barramundi perch) is the source of this 933-nucleotide messenger RNA. RefSeq names its product olfactory receptor 2F1-like. Bases 1 to 933 code for a protein of 310 amino acids. The record is from RefSeq and is a predicted model, not a curated record. Gene Ontology annotation, biological process: G protein-coupled receptor signaling pathway. Lineage: Eukaryota; Metazoa; Chordata; Actinopteri; Centropomidae. Gene Ontology annotation, molecular function: G protein-coupled receptor activity; olfactory receptor activity. Gene Ontology annotation, cellular component: membrane. The transcript has a single exon.
AUGAACAGCUCUGUGUCUACAUUCCCCAUUACCUUCACAAUCUAUAGCUCUCUAGGUCUGUAUAAUUUUGCACUUGUGAUCUGUAUCUUUGUCUUCUACAUUUCAGGUUUGUGUAUUAACCUUUUCCUUGUUGUGGUUAUUUGUAUCGAGUCUCGACUUCACAGACCAAUGUAUGUUCUGUUGGUAAAUCUGGCUCUGAGCGGGGUGAUGGGCAGCUCAUCUGUUUGUCCAAACAUUAUCAAGCAUCUCAUAGGGAACAGGCAGGAAACUUCUCUAGAAGGAUGUUUGACACAAGUGUUUUUCACCAAUGUAUACGGCGGCUGUAUAUUUUGUAUCUUGGCACUGAUGGCCUAUGAUCGUUACAUUUCCAUCUGUAAACCUCUGCUGUACCACUCCAUCAUGACGCCGGCUAAAGUCAAGCGGAUGCUAAUGAUGGUUUAUUUCAUCCUCAGCUCCUCCUCAGCUGUCCAGGUUUAUCUGACAUCCAGACUCAGACUGUGCAGACACACAAUUGAUAAACUUUUAUGCGACAGUUUGGUGAUUGCAAACCUGUCCUGUAAAAAGACAACUCUGAUCAGUGUGUACGGUUUGUGCUGCGCCAUCUUUGUUAUCAUUCUCCCUUGUUUUCUAGUCAUUCUGUCAUAUGUUCACAUUUUUACUGUGAUCCUAAAAACCUCAAAGGAGUCUCAGAGGAAAGCGCUGCAGACAUGCACUCCUCAUCUAGUGACCUUUAUCAAUUUCUCUGUGGCAUCCUUUUUUGGUGUCAUUUAUAAUCGUCUUGCUCUUGAAGUUCGAAAGGAAGUAAAUAUUUUCACUUGUGUGAAUUUUUUUGUCCUCCCUCCUCUGCUCCAUCCCAUAAUUUAUGGUAUUAAAAUGCAAGAGAUUCGGCAAAGUAUAAAGAAACUGAUGAGAGAUAAAAUCAUACAACUGUGA